Brassica rapa (field mustard) is the source of this 3042-nucleotide messenger RNA. RefSeq names its product GDSL esterase/lipase At1g59030. Gene Ontology annotation, molecular function: lipase activity. Gene Ontology annotation, biological process: lipid metabolic process. NCBI's taxonomy places the organism in Eukaryota, Viridiplantae, Streptophyta, Magnoliopsida, Brassicales, Brassicaceae. Gene Ontology annotation, cellular component: extracellular region. The record is from RefSeq and is a predicted model, not a curated record.
CUGAUCUUAAACGGUCUGCUACUGCUUCCUUCAAAACCAAACUGCAUACAAACACGAUCAGUGCUUUUUGAUAAAGUGUAUUCUACAUCUAGUGCGUUUUUGAAUUGGCAAUAAGUCUAUAACCCUCAUCUGACUUUGAUAAGUGUAUUCUACAUUUAGUGCGUUUUUGAAUUAUGUGGUUUAGUUUUUCCAUAGCCAAGGGAGAGGUCAAGGAAUUAUAGCUCUAAGUUUCUACCUCUUUCAACAAUAAUUGUUUUGUUUACUCUACUAAGAAAAAAACAUAAGAAUUAUUUUAAAAAGAAUACCUGUUUUAUUUUGGAAUUUGGAAAAUGGCUUGUUCCUAAUUAUAUUAAAAAUUUAGAUAAUGAUGAUAAUAUGUGAUUUAUAAUUAUAUAUAUAUAUACAUGUGUGUGAAUAUAAUUAAUAAAAAUAUUUUUAGUUAUAAAUUGGUAAAAGAAACCUAAUAAAAUGCGAGAUUCUAAUUUAACAUAUCAUAGUAGUUUAUAAACCAAGUUUGGCUUAACAUUUUAUGCCUUGCGGUUACAUUAAUGUAAUUGGCCUAAAUCCCAAACAUAGUAAAUUUAAGUUGUGACAACCAACUUAUUACGAUGUUAUUGGUAAGAAAUAACCAUUAAACUUUGUUGUCUUUAAAACCAUAAGGAAUGUAAUAAGUAACUAGAGCCAACAAACACAACUAUUGUCAAAAGAGAUAUUUUUAGAAGUUUCAACAAAUUUAAAUAAUAUAUAUAUACACGCAUGUUUUCAAAUUUGUAGAAGGCAAACACAUCUCGAGCAGAAAAAUAAACAAAUCAACUAAGACAAUGAAGCUUCAGUUGUUUUGGCUUGCUUUGGUAUUCAUUGCCGUCAAAGCUAAUCCAGCGAAGGAAGGAAAGAAUGCAACAAUCCCUGCACUAAUAGUUUUUGGAGAUUCAAUCAUGGAUACUGGUAAUAACAAUAGACUUCCAACUCUUUUGAAGUGCAAUUUUCCUCCCUACGGCAAGGACUUUCCUGGCGGCUUGGCCACCGGAAGAUUUUCUGAUGGAAGAGUUCCCUCUGAUCUCAUUGCUGAAAAAUUGGGAUUGGCUAAGUCACUACCAGCAUUUAUGAACCCGAAUUUGAAGCCUCAAGAUCUUCUUAAGGGUGUAACAUUUGCAUCUGGAGGAACUGGUUACGAUCCGCUAACGGCUAAGAUUAUGUCCGUGAUAUCAGUCUGGGAUCAACUAACAUAUUUCAAGCAAUAUAUAUCAACGAUUAAACAACAUUUUGGAGAGAAAAAAGCUCAAGAUAUAUUGGACCAUAGUUUUUUUGUUGUGUGUUCUAGUAGUAACGACCUUGCUCACACUUUCUUAGCUCAAUCACAUAAAUAUGACCGUACCUCAUAUGCCAAUUUCUUGGCUGACUCAGCAGUCAAAUUCGUAAGAGAAUUACAUAAACUUGGAGCUAAAAAAAUCGGAGUGUUUAGCGCAGUGCCGGUUGGAUGUGUACCACUUCAAAGAACAGUGUUUGGAGGUUUGUUUACAAGAGGAUGUGUUAAACCUUUAAACAACAUGGCAAAACAAUUCAACGCAAGGCUUUCACCUGCACUAGAAUCUUUAGAUAAAGAGUUGGAUGGUGUUAUCUUCUACAUUGAUGUUUAUGAUACUCUUUUCGACAUGAUCCAACAUCCUGCAAAAUACGGUUUUGAGGUAGCUGAUAGAGGAUGUUGCGGUAGAGGUUCUCUCGCAAUAUCCUACAUGUGUAACUCAUUGAAUCCAUUCACAUGUUCUAAUUCCUCAGCCUAUAUAUUUUGGGAUAGCUACCACCCAACUGAGAGAGCUUAUCAAGUUAUCGUUGACAACUUGCUUAACAAAUAUUUAAGCAAACUCUAUUGAUGUUUAAUCAUUUAGCUAAAAGUUUUUAUCUCUUGGUCUAAUUGUGUUCCCCCAAUCAAAUAUUACAUAGGAAAAACAAAAAAUGUAAUAAGAUAACAACGAAGCUUGAUUUGUUUUUUUACCAAACACACAUAAAGUUCAUUACAGUGACAAUAAUAAUAACAAUAAUAAUAAUCUAUUUUUAUGACCAAACAUGAAAAAUAUAUAUAAACGUGACAAUUUUCAUGUUUACUACUUUUUUGGUACCAUUAUUCAUGUUUACUAUUAUUAAAGAAACAUUUAAAAAAAAAAACAUUUUUCAUUAAGAGGCAAAAGAUUCUUAUAUCUUUGUUCUAUAUAUAUAUAUAAAUAAAUAAUUAUUUAAAUAAAUAAAAAACUUGAUUCGAUAACUAAGCGAUGACAAUGCAUUUAUUUGAACUAAAAGCUUUAGAAACAUAAAAACAAUAAUAUAACAAGAGUACGAACCAACGCCGGAGCCGGCACCGGCCGAAGAUUUUUGUAGAGAAACGGUUGUUUGUUUUUGCCUUUUGUGUCGCUUGCGAGAGAGAAACAAUUUUCACACAUUAUCUACGUUAUUGGAAAAAAAAACAAAAGAAAGAAAUUAAAUUUAAAUCUAAUUAAAAAUAAAACUACCAAAUAAAAAGCAAAAUAAAUUUAAUAAUGGUAACUAAAUGUAAGAUUUUUUUAUUUAUUAAGAGUAUAUCCGUUAUUAAUUUUCGUAAAAAUUAACGUGAGCGCGAUAUGUAAGAUUCUGAAUUCUCAAAUAAUAUUAUAGAGAUAUUUAUCUUAUUAAAGUAGAAGUACAUUUAGAAAAUGUUUGGAAACAUAGUUAGUAGUAAAAAAACAUAAUAUUGUUUGGAAACACGGAUAGCAGUAUAUUAAGAAAAAAAUUAAUCGGCUAAUGUUAUUACAAAAAUAUAUAAAUCUAUUAUAUUAUGAGAAACUAUAUAUCUGGGUCAACCUUAAAAUAUACGAAAAUGAACCAAUCAAAUUACGUAAAAACAUCUUUUGUCUAAAAUAAUCAUAAAACAAAAUUUAAACUUUAUAUACAUGUUUGGAAUCAAAAUAUUAAUUUUAAACUGAUUUAUAUCAAAAUUGAUUCAAAAAUAUACUUAUAUUAAAAAAUGUUUUUACUAAAAUAUUUUUCAGUAACCAUUAUAAAAAAAAUGUU